Messenger RNA from Labrus bergylta (ballan wrasse), 623 nucleotides. The record is from RefSeq and is a predicted model, not a curated record. Lineage: Eukaryota; Metazoa; Chordata; Actinopteri; Labriformes; Labridae.
CUCUCUCAGUGUCUCUUACAGCUGAUGUCUGUCACCAUGGAAACGUGUCUCUCUCUCUGCAGAAGAAAUGCCGUGGAUGCAUUUCGAGUGAAUGUGAUCCACGCCCGGCAGCAGGUCCGCUCCCCGGUCACCAACAUCGCCCGCACCAGCUUCUUCCACGUCAAACGCUCCAACAUCUGGCUGGCUGCCGUCACCAAGCAGAACGUCAACGCCACCAUGGUGUUCGAGUUCCUCUACAAGAUGUGUGACGUCAUGGCCGCCUACUUCGGCAAGAUCAGCGAGGAGAACGUCAAGAACAACUUUGUUCUGAUCUACGAGCUGCUGGAUGAGAUUCUGGACUUUGGGUACCCUCAGAACUCAGAGACCGGCGCUCUGAAGACCUUCAUCACUCAGCAGGGCAUCAAGAGUCAGCACCAUAGUAAAGAGGAGCAGGCUCAGAUCACCAGUCAGGUGACGGGUCAGAUCGGCUGGAGGAGAGAGGGAAUCAAGUACAGACGCAACGAGUUGUUUCUGGACGUGUUGGAGAGCGUCAACCUGCUCAUGUCCCCACAAGGUACUGAAACCCAGUAUAUACACACACACACACAGACACACACACAGACACACACACCACACAGACACAC